AAUGGAGAAAUGGGGGGUCGGGUCGUCUUCCUCGUGGCGGAGAUAAAGCCACAGCGAUAAGAUUACCAGAGGGGAGGGCGAGGGCCCCUUUUCAAUACAAUUCAACAAUCACAUGAAUUAUUUCAAUUCACAUCUCUGCUUUUCAAACUAAACUAAACGCCAAAAACCCUAACCAACUGGAGUCUGUGGCUCAUAAUUUCCUCUCUCAAUCCCCAAUUUCCCUCACCCACAUCCCACAUACGUUUCGUAUCUAAAUAAAAAAACGGACACGAACAACAAGGAGGAGUUUUUAAUUCAAUAGUACCUCCUCUGGAAGAAGCUGUUUCAAUGGCGGCCACUUCCAUUUCUGCAACUGGGCUGUGCUGUUCCUCUUCUUUCUUUGGAGGAUGGGGCUCUACCGUCGCUGGAGAGGACUACCCAGCCCUCCUCGCCAAGCAGGGGCCGGUGCAAGUGGGAAUGGGAAAGCCGGUGAGAUCCCGGCCGAUGAUGAAGAACGUGAACGAAGGGAAAGGGGUUUUUGCGCCAUUGGUUGUGGUUACUCGGAAUAUCAUCGGUAAGAAGCGCUUCAAUCAGCUUAGAGGCAAAGCAAUUGCCUUGCAUUCCCAGGUAAUCACAGAAUUUUGCAAAUCAAUUGGAGCAGAUGGAAAGCAAAGACAAGGGCUAAUCAGGCUUGCCAAGAAGAAUGGAGAAAGACUUGGAUUCCUUGCCUGAGAUUUCAUCACAAGACUCAUCUCUUCUUCUACUUAGUCUCAUGCUUUCUAUUUCAUUCACCUCUUCAGCUGUAAUAUUAUUUUCUUAAAACACACUCUUCUUUAGACACAGCAAAAUGCAUCAUUUUUCUGUAAUCAAUAUUCAUAAUCAAGCAAUCUCACAAGACC
This is a messenger RNA of Cucumis sativus (cucumber), 878 nucleotides long. It is a transcript of the gene PGR5, whose product is annotated as protein PROTON GRADIENT REGULATION 5, chloroplastic. The transcript has 2 exons. Lineage: Eukaryota; Viridiplantae; Streptophyta; Magnoliopsida; Cucurbitales; Cucurbitaceae. Gene Ontology annotation, cellular component: chloroplast. Gene Ontology annotation, molecular function: electron transfer activity. Bases 328 to 711 code for a protein of 127 amino acids. Gene Ontology annotation, biological process: response to high light intensity; photosynthetic electron transport in photosystem I. The record is from RefSeq and is a predicted model, not a curated record.